Lottia gigantea (owl limpet) is the source of this 717-nucleotide messenger RNA. RefSeq lists its product as hypothetical. The annotation marks the transcript as partial. NCBI's taxonomy places the organism in Eukaryota, Metazoa, Mollusca, Gastropoda, Lottiidae. The record is from RefSeq and is a predicted model, not a curated record. Gene Ontology annotation, biological process: regulation of transcription by RNA polymerase II. Gene Ontology annotation, molecular function: DNA-binding transcription factor activity, RNA polymerase II-specific; DNA binding. The transcript is spliced from 4 exons.
AUGUUUCCAAAUAUCAUCGCUCCGUCGCCAAUAUAUCAGAGUUUAUUUCGAGCACCUAUACUUCACCAAGGCCCGGCAGUCACUGGCUCCGCGUCAUUUUUAGUGGAAAACUUACUGAGAGAAAGGACUUCAGGGUUUUUAGCCAGACCCCAACAUGGACAAGUACAAAAUUUGGCACAAAGUGAAAGAGAUAGUCCGCCGACAUCCGCUGCCAGUUCUACGCCAUUCCUGAAAUUUGGAAUGAAUGCAAUUCUUGGAAAGGAUUCGCCAAAAUCUUCGUCAACAACAGGUAGUAUAAGUUAUACAGCCGGAUCUCCAACUCUCCCUACUUACUCUACUUCCUGUGGUGGCAAAGCGUGUGGUGGUUACACCCUCCAUGGUUCAUUUUUACCGAUGCCAAACGCAUUUACGUUCCUGAGUAAUAUGCGAGGGAAGCCAAGACGAGGGAUGUUACGUCGAGCAGUAUUUUCAGACGCCCAGAGGAAAGGACUGGAAAAGAUGUUCCAAAAACAGAAAUAUAUCAGCAAACCUGACAGAAAGAAGCUGGCUUCAAAACUGGGUCUUAAAGACUCUCAGGUGAAAAUUUGGUUUCAAAAUCGACGAAUGAAAUGGAGGAACUCCAAAGAACGAGAACUGUUGUCUUCCGGUGGAUCACGUGACUCUACACUACCAAAUAAAAACAAUCCAAACCCCGAUUUGAGUGACGUCAGAGACGAU